Molecule: messenger RNA, 1336 nt
Organism: Diorhabda carinulata
Lineage: Eukaryota; Metazoa; Arthropoda; Insecta; Coleoptera; Chrysomelidae
Exons: 3
Coding region: 113-1216 (367 amino acids)
Source: RefSeq, a predicted model, not a curated record
AAUACAAAAAAAGAAGAAGAAGAGGUUUCCAUAAGUACCUGCGAUGUUCAUAUUUGUAAAGUAUUUUACUGUACGAGUUUAAAUAUUAAGUAUAAAAUAAAAAUUUUCCAAUAUGAAGCUCAUAGACGAUUAUGAACACAUAAGCUUUCUUGUAAAUACUUAUAUGGUUCAUAGCUUGAAGAAGCCAGAUAAGUCCGUAAACUUACAGAAGUUUAUUGAAGAAGUUUACAUUAAGUUUAAAAAUAAAGGUCUUAGUUAUUCAGAAACAGAAAUAUUGUUAACAUGGAAGGAACUUGUUGAAGAAUAUUAUUAUUAUAAAAAAAAUUUUGGAAGUGAUUAUGCAACUAGUGCAUGGCAUUUGUUUGCAUUAAUGGAUAAUUGUUUUGAUCGCAAAGAUGUUGCAGAAAAAUUUACAUCCAAACAUACCUUCGUAUUAAUUGAUUGUAUGAGUAUACAUAGGGAAACUCUUGCCACUCAAGGCUUAACGCAGAGUGUUUUGGAUAGUGUUGAAAAUCAUUUCAGAGAAAUGGGAGAUAAUGAUAUUAAUCAAAGUGACAUUUUUGCUCAAUGGGAAUUAUUGAAACAAUCCUAUAGAGAGACAAGGCUACUUAUGAAACAGAGAUGUCGAAAUAUAAAAUUAAAUGAGUUUUAUGAUGCAAUGAGGGUAUUCUAUCAGAGUCCAGAAUUUCAAGCACAUAGAGUAUACAAUAAUCCAGCAAAGAAAAGAAAUGCAGUUUCGGAUGUUAGUGAAAUUAGUAAUAAAAAAACAAAUGAAGAGAUUAAGACAUUUAAUUCGGCGCUACGUUAUCAAUUACUCGCAUGUAUAAAGAACAAAAAAUCUGAACUUGGUUAUAAUAAGGAGUUGAGUCCUUCUCUAUUGAGUUUCAUUAUAGAAACAUUCAAAAGAUUAGGAUAUCAUGUCACAACAGAGACAAUUUGCAAUGAAUGGAAUGAUUUGUAUUACAGAUAUGAAUUAUUAAAAAGCAAUGAAAACCCAUACCAUUGGAAGUAUUUCAACGAAGUCAAUGAAAUUUGUAAUUCUGUAGAAUCAGUCAUAGUAGAAAAUGUUGAAAAUAAUGCUGCCGAAGGGGCAGCUGUUUUAAAAGAAAAAUAUUCCAAAACCUAUUCUGAAAUACCAGAAUUAAGAGAGUUGAUGUUAGAAAACAAUUUAUCGGGAGAGGAAGUUACAUAUUUGUUGAAUACAUUUGAUACUUGAGGAAAAUGUUAUGCUAUGUUUUGAAAGUUGAUUGGUAGGUGAAUUAGAUUGUUUUUAAAACAUAAUUCUUUGGGCAGUACCCAUUAUUUCAAACACUUGAAAAUAAAAGUUUUGUUCAUA